This is a messenger RNA of Cladocopium goreaui, 7486 nucleotides long. The record is from the annotation of a GenBank genome assembly. Lineage: Eukaryota; Dinophyceae; Suessiales; Symbiodiniaceae.
AUGUACACCUUGCCAUCUGAGAAGCUGAUGGAAAUGACCAAGAUCCAGCCGCACGAGGAGUUGCUGUCUGAAGGUAGCCUGGUGAUCUUUGAAAAAAAGUUGGGCCGGGCUGCUUUCGUUUCUCAUCAGUGGAUUGGUGGUGCGCACCCAGACCCGGAGUUUAAGCAGAUGAAAGUGCUGAAAGACAGCCUUAGAAAUCUCCAGUCCGGUGCGUGCGAGGUGUCCGUUGACUUGUUGACCGAAGCAGUCUACUUUCGCUCCAAAGGCAUUCCAGCCGAGGAAUGGCAGUCCAGCCGCCUGUAUUUGUGGUACGACUACUUUUCAUGUCCCCAGCGGGAACACCAGACCGCCCAUGGCCGUGUGAGCGUGGGGAAUCUCCAAAAAGCCAUUGAUAGUAUUCCGGUCUAUGUCUCCCGCUGUGACCACUUCAUCGCCCUGUGCCCAGUGUUGCCCAGCACUGAUGGCAGCAGGAUGUUCAGUGACUACACCUGGGCGAGCAGAGGAUGGUGCAGGAUCGAGCAAGUGGUGCGAGAACUCACUGUGCAGGGCGGAGGAUCCUGGAUCGUGGUGAAGAGUGCCACGCACCAGGAGUUGAAGGUUUGCCCCUUGACCAACUGCUCUGCGGGAGAAGGAGAAUUCACAAUGGAGUCUGAUCGAAAGCGCGUUGCAGGUGUCCUACAGAGGUUCCUGAAGAGGAGGCUCUUGUCAUGUUUGGAGUUGGGUGAUUUGCCAGCGUACCGCCUGCUGCUGAACAAGCAAAGGGCCUUCCUGCGCAACCUCCCAGCAGAACCCAUUGAGGACUUGGUGCCGGGAUUUCACGCUUCAGAAAGUGAUGGUUGCGCAACCAUCCUGGACCGUUUCCUGCAUCAGAACGGCUUCAAGAAUGCCCUGGAGUAUGACAGUGCUGGAUGGUCGCCUUUGUGCUACGCCUGUAUGAACGGAACCCCUUUGGUGAUCAAGAUGUUGCUGGAGCAGAAAGCGAACCCCAACAGCAAGACCAAAAAGGCCCGCGCGGAGGUCAAUACCGACAAGCAUAGUCCAGUGCUGGCAAUCUGCGCGCGCUUCAAAAACCAUGAGGCCAUGAAGUUGCUCAUUGAAGCCGGUGCUACAGUGAACUCCAAGGCGGUUCACAGCCCACUAGGAGUAGCCUGCUUAGCCAACGAUGCUGAAGGCGUGAAGUUAUUGUGCGAUGCAGGAGCAGAUCCACACGCACGAAAUCCAUUUGGCGACCAUUCGCUGAAUAUGGCUGCUGCAGCAGGGUCAUUAGAUGCCAUCGAUACCCUGCUGAAGAACUUUCCUGACUUGGACAUGUCAAGGGCCCUGCACUCGGCCGUGAUUUUGCAGGGUGGCUCCAGUGCAGUUGUCAGCUGCUUGGUGGAUCAUAAAGCUGAUGUAGAUGCUCCAUAUGUGCCGUCGGGAAACAGCAUUUUGGCCAUGGUGAAUCGGGUCAAAGGUCUUCAGUACAAAUAUGGCCGCCACACCAUGAUGCGACGAUUUGCAUACCACUCGAGUGGUGCGACACCGCUGUUGCUGGCGAUCAUUUGCGGCAACUACGAAGCGGCAGCAAGGCUGCUCUACGAAGGUGCCUCGGCAGACCAGCGGAAUGCCAGGGGCGUGUCUCCGGCAGAGCUGGCCGAGGAAGUUCCUGAAAGCAUCGGUGAUUCGAAGUGGCAUCGGUGUCAAAUGCGCCUUGCCUGUGCUCGCGAGGAGCUUGGAGGUAUGCCGGACUACCUCUUGGAAGCGUUGGGAGGGGAGAUGAUGAAGUGUUCGUCCAUCGUGACAGCGGGCACCGUUAAGAGUCAGGCAUCGGCCGGGUCUGGAGCAGAUUGGCUGGAAGCCAUAGAAGAACCAACUGAAGCUGAAGGUGAAAUGUGGAAAUCCAGCAAUCCCGUGAUAAUGCAAUUCUCAACUUUGGACAAACCCAUCUCUGUUUUUGCGCUGCAGUUUCCAGAAACAAGCACUGAGCAAUGUCUGGAGCAUGCAGCAUCGGAAUCUGCGGUAGGUGGAGAGCUCUUCGACCGAAUCGUGGAGGCAGGCCACUUCACCGAAUCGCAAGCGGCCAUUGUCAUGAAGCAGAUGAUUAGCGCCAUCUACUACUUGCACACCAACCACAUUUGCCACCGCGACCUGAAACCCGAGAACUUUUUGUUUCAUACCAAGGAGAGCAUUGAGAAAAAUCUCCUGAAGUUGAUCGACUUUGGCCUGGCAACUCCCUAUAAGCCCAACGAAGCCAUGAAGACCAAGUCCGGCACGCCAUACUAUGUGGCUCCCCAGGUGUUGCAGGGUCACUACAAUGAGCUUUGCGACAUUUGGAGCUGUGGUGUCAUCAUGUAUGUGCUCCUGUGUGGCUACCCUCCCUUCUUGGCCGACACAGAUCCGCAGGUCCUAGCCAUGGUCCGCAGGGGACAUUUCACCUUUCCACAAGAGGACUGGCAUCAGGUGUCGGAUGACGCUAAGCAGCUCAUCAAAAAGCUUUUAGAGAUGAAGCCAGCAGAUCGUUUCACAGCGGAGCAGGCCUUAAACCACAUUUGGAUUAAGGAGAAGGCACCACACAGUAGCAAAGAGCCAUUGAAUACAACCUCAGUGAGCAAUCUGAAGAACUUCAGAUCUACAAAUCGUUUCAAGAAGAUGGCGCUUCAAGUCAUCGCGACGCAACUGAGCGAAGACAAGAUCGAAAACCUGCGGAGACAGUUCCUGGCUUUGGACAGCAAUGGGGAUGGACGGCUCAGCAUCAAAGAGAUCAGCGAUGGUCUCAAGGCGGCUGGCAUGAAAGACAAUGACCUGAAGAACAUCCUUGCCGGUGUGGACUGCGACGGGAGUGGCAGCAUCGAGUACAAGGAGUUCUUGGCAGCUACCCUGGACAAAAAGCAUUACCUGCAAGAAGAUGCCCUGUGGUCCGCUUUCUGCGUCUUCGACCGGAACGGGGAUGGCAAAAUCUGCAUGGAUGAGCUCAGACACGUUCUGGAAGACGACAGUGUGGGCGAGUUGAUUCCGGGCAAACAGUCCGUGGAGGAGAUCAUGAAAGAGAUCGAUGUGGAUGGCUCUGGAGAAAUUGAAUUUGACGACGCGAACGCGAAGUGGGGAUGGGCCACAGAGGUUCCAGGGCCGGAUGGCUUUUCAGAAAUCUUCAAGAUGCCAGGUGCUUCCUUCAAAUUGGAACUCACCGGCCCAGACCUCAGCAGUCGCGACCGCGCCAUUAUCCGAGAGGCCGGGGGCGGCUGCCCAGGCCGCACAGACAGCGCAGAGAGCGGGGCAAGGCGCUUCUCGGUCUCGGUGGCGACCUAUGUCUACCACUCGCAGGGCAGCUAUGAGCCCUCGCCCUUGGUGCAUGGUGGGCCCAUUGUCGCGGGAGCCAACACGCCUGGCUGGCUGAAGGCCAGUUGGUAUCCCGUGCAGCUGAGGAUGCCGGGCAGUUUUCGAAUCUGCUACUGUGCGGCCAGUGGGGAAUAUGACUUUGCACAAGCCUCUGGGGUGGUCUUAGGACCCAACGAUUCGCCUUGUGAAUUGGACUACGCUGCUUACCAACUGGUGGGAGUGGCAUAUGCCAUGGGAAUCAAGCACAGCGAGGUGCCAAUUGGUGCUUGCUUGGUAUCGCACGAUGGUACCCUGCAGAGUAGCUGCGAAGUUCAGGUUCGAGCAGAUCGAGGCGGCCUUUCAGCUGAAGACAUGGCCGAGUUGGUCUCCGGAAAUCCCAGCGCCAUCUGCGGUGAGGCCGCAAGUGGCACCACUCUGCUGCCACUGCAGGGAGAUGCCUUCGCAUGGAAAUUCCAGGUGCCCAUUGGAGCGGAGAUGACGGAGAGCUAUGAGCUAGAGACCACCGAUGGCCUGCAAAGGGAUUGGCAGAAUGCCGGCAGCCUGUCCUUGGUGGGUUUCGAGGGUAGCCCCGCUGACGUGAGAUGCUAUCGUGGACAGCGCUGUCGUUUGGGUCGGUCAGCCUUUGGCAUGAGUAAGGGAGAUGCUGCAAUUGCCGUGCCAGGUAAUUCCAGCUGUGCUAAUCUGGACUCUAUCGACUCUAUCGGUACACCUGCUCCCAUGAGCAUCCUCGGGGGCAGCACGGCAGUGGCCAACAUCGAUGUGGAGAACUACGAGGGAGAUCUGGCCACCAUCUGUUUCUGCUCCGCUGCGGUCUAUGGCAUUUUUGGAUGUCAGAAUGGCCAGUCGGGCCGGGUCUUCAACACCUUGAUGGGCUACGUGCGAUCCGGCGGCCUUGAGGGUGGCUUGCGCAUGGAUUGCGUUCCCACCUCCUUGACAUGUCCUGAAACCCCCACCUACCUGCAAGGCGAGGAUGCCAUCGUGGCAAAGAGAGGAAAACUCUUCCUGGCAGAACUGAAGUACAGGCCCUGCGAGGACUUGACUUCUGCAGACGUGCAGCAGGCCACCCUUCUGCCGGGCGAUGCGUCAGUGCGCGUGGAGAUGCCUUGGCCCAUGCUGUCGGGGCGCUAUGUGACCCGGCGAUCUGCCAUUUGCUUUUGUGAAGACGCCAUCGGCUGCCCUCAGCCCAAUCAAGUGAGUACGCUUCAACACAUUGGGGAGCUGAGAGUCCUUGGUGCAAUAGAUUCUGUGGGUCUCACGACGCACCCGGGCUUCGCCACCAUACCAUUGCAAGUGCGAGUUGUCGAGGAGGCCACUGGCAUCAGGUGCUGUGCGUCCAAUGCCACUGAUACCAUGGACUGUGAUUUGAAGGCCUCAGCUACAAAUGCUGCGGCACUUCUUUCGUAUCCGGGUACUUUCCGCUUCCCCCUGGUGCUGCAAGAGCCGUUGACGAACUACGAGGAGAGAAUGGCUGUGAACGUGUCCUGUGCUGCGAUGGGCCAAACGGGGCCCUGUGCCCCAGAAGCGGUGACUUCGGGCCUGAGCGGCUUCCCUUGCAGACAGGUGCAUCCUCUGGCCCUCCAUAUGCAGCUGCCGCCCGUCUCUUGGCACCGUCCCUGGCGCCGUCCCGUGAACGGCGCCCUGGGGACCGAAGCUAUGGCGGAGGCCGGCGGCUACGCCACGCAACUGAAGGCCGUGAAGUCGGAGACCAUGACCAAGGGAAUUUGCAAGAAAGCAGCAGCAGAAAAGAAUUUCAAAAGCUUGCCAUGUCAAGCGACAGAGUGCCUUGCCGAGAGCUGGCAUUCGUUCAAUUUCCGGUUGAGGUGCAUCGACCUGGACUCAGCCCGUGCCACGGUGCCAGGGCAUUAUGAGCUCUGCGUUUGUGAACCCGGCGCCGUGCCAAUGUCACAGGAGUGUCAAGGAUGGCACCACCUUGGGCAUCUGGAAGUCUUUGGGCCCUUCCCCUUGAAUCGUACCUUGCAAGGAACCAGCAGCGAACUCAUGCAGAUUUCCCUGCAGGGCGUCAGCUUGGGGCACGAGGAUAGCUUGGUCAGCGCCACGGUGGAGAGUUGGGAGGUGAAACCCAUGAAGCCUAUGCAAGAUGAACCCAUGGAACUGCAGAUCUUUGGGACGAACCUCAGCAAUGACCUCCAUGGAGUUCUAGUACGUGAUGACGGUGAACAGCAGCCUUCCAGCCCCAAGCAAGGCUUGUGCCACUAUGCGUCCCCUGUCGCCAGUAUGGUGAAAUGUGCGCCCACCACUGUGGACAGCCAAACAUGUAGUUUUCCUCAAGCUCCAUAUGGUGGUGGCUACCAGGUGUGCAUUUGCAUAGCUGAAGGGCCAAAGUGUCAGGCUUUUUUGCCUGCCUUGGGCACCUUGCAAAUUCAAGGCCUCCCAGAAAUGGAGGAGGGCGGCAUCAAAUACGUGGCAGUCAUUCUCACCGCCACCUUCCUGCUGUUGCUCUGCUUACCUCUUCUGUCUUCGCGUGUGAGGAAGAAACUUUGGCAGCUUUGGAAGAAACUCAGGCGAAGGAUCUGUGGGGCAGAAUCAAAGGUCAUGGCCGUGCCAGGCAUGGAACAUGCAUCCGAAGAUGAAAAGGACGCGAAAGGUGAGAAGGAUGACAUGGAAGGAAAUGUAGAACAUGAUCUGCCCCAAAAGCAGCAAAAGAUGGACGAAAAUGUGGAGAUUGCGGAUGAUUAUAGCACCGGCAUCCAGGGAACUGCGCAGCCAGAAGAGGAGCCAUCCCAGUGCAGCACUCCCAGGAAGGAGCCCGUUGAUGCUACUGAGGCUCCACUGGGAGGGGUAGCUCCUGAUGCACCACUGCAGCCGGAGAUCCCAGAAGCAGAGGUGGAAGGCUGCAAGACACCAGAGGAGCUUUCGGCGGAUCCUGACCGGGAGGCGGCCCCAUCCACCGCACCCUCCGGGCCCUCCUCGGACUUCUCAGAGAAGAUGGCUCCAGGAACCCUGAAGGAGGAACGUCGCAGGGCCCGGGAGGAGAAACGCCAGGAACGGCGCAAGGCGGAGGAAACUGCCUCCCUGCUGCCUCCACGACCCUUGCCGCCGCCGCCACUGCGUGCGCCGCCGCGGAAGCUGCCGUCGCUGCCCGUCAGCCCCUCCUUCGACAAGGAGCUUCGAAGCCCUGCGAGUCCCGCAGCAUUGGAGGCCCUGGCUGAGGCCACCAAGUUUCUUCAAGCCAACACGCAGAAAGAUGGUAAAUUCACGGACUAUGGCCUCAGCGUGAAGGCUCUUUCUGCUGCCCUUGGACGAAAUGAUGCCGAGCUGCUAGCAAAAGCAUUGGUGGAUGCAGAAAGAGCGGGCGUUGGAAGAGAACUCCUAGAGAAGGCUCGGCAACACCUCAAGGAGCUUCGAGGCGAUGUUCCACUGAAAGAUGCUGCCCCGGUCCCGGGCGACGAGGGUCCAACAGAUGUCGCCGAAAAAGCUGAAGCUACGGUUGGAGAUGCUGAAAAGCAGGACCCAGUUGGACUGGAGGAAUUUGAAAAAUUGGUUGAAGCCAGAGCUCCAGAACCACCAGCUGACCUGGGAGCAGUAGAUGCUGUUGGGACAACAGAGUCUGAGGCCAGGGUUGAGAACAUCAGAGAAGAUGAUAUCGGUGUCCUGAGGGAGGCUGAAGGAGGCAACAUGGAUGAAGUUCCAGAAGCUUUGCCUGAAGAAGCAACCUCCCAAGAGGAAGCCUUGCGUGAUGAAGCAGAAACUGAGGAGAAAGAUACUUUCAAGGUUGACGCCUCUACCUUGCAGUCUGAGAUGCCAAAGCCGGAAGGCAGAGAAGAGGACGUGCAAACAGAGGCGGAUGCGGACGCCAUCGAUGUCGCCGAAAAAGCUGAAGCUACGGUUGGAGAUGCUGAAAAGCAGAACCCAGUUGGACUGGAGGAAUUUGAAAAAUUGGUUGAAGCCAGAGCUCCAGAACCACCAGCUGACCUGGGAGCAGUAGAUGCUGUUGGGACAACAAAGUCUGAGGCCAGGGUUGAGAACAUCAGAGAAGAUGAUAUCGGUGUCGUGAGGGAGGCUGAAGGAGGCAAGAUGGAUGAAGUUCCAGAAGCUUUGCCUGAGGAAGCACCCACGGCAGAGGAAGAAGGUGAAAGCAAGACUAGUGAGGCAGCUGCUGUGGAUGAACCUGAUUCCAAGGCUGGUGGAUAGCCUGCGAGCUGGCUGCUGU